This is a messenger RNA of Ophidiomyces ophidiicola, 1761 nucleotides long. It is a transcript of the gene ASN1, whose product is annotated as asparagine synthetase. The transcript is spliced from 5 exons. Lineage: Eukaryota; Fungi; Ascomycota; Eurotiomycetes; Onygenales; Onygenaceae. The coding region runs from base 1 to 1761 and encodes 586 amino acids. The record is from RefSeq and is a predicted model, not a curated record. Gene Ontology annotation, cellular component: cytosol. Gene Ontology annotation, molecular function: asparagine synthase (glutamine-hydrolyzing) activity.
AUGGCAAAAGCCGUUCGGCAUCGUGGCCCCGACUGGAGUGAGUGGAACACAAUCCCUGUCUUGAUGCUGCACCCUGCGCUUCUUAUCACGAUAAGUAAUGGGCUAAUGGAUGGUCGCGAUCAGGUGGUAACUUUAUCGCGAACAACACAAGUUAUCCUCGCGCACGAGCGUUUGAGUAUUGUCGGUGUCGAGUCCGGCGCCCAGCCCUUGGUCAACGAUGACGGGACAUUGGCUCUCGCUGUCAAUGGAGAGAUUUACAAUCAUCGAAUCUUGAGGAAAGGGUUGAAAACUCCAUACCAGUUCAAGACACACUCCGACUGCGAAGUUAUCAUUCCAUUGUACCUGGAACACGGUAUCGAUGCUCCGAAAUACCUCGAUGGAAUGUUCUCAUGGGUUCUUUUUGACAAAGAACAAGACCGGGUAGUUGCUGCAAGAGAUCCCAUUGGAAUCACUAGUUUCUACCAAGGAUGGUCUUCCCAGACGCCUAAUACCGUCUACUUCGCAUCCGAGCUGAAAUCGCUUCAUCCUGUUUGCGACACGAUUAUCGCAUUCCCUCCUGGCCAUGUUUAUGACUCCAAGACCAACACUACCUCGCGCUAUUAUGAGCCGAAGUGGUGGGAUCCAACCAAUGUCCCUUCAGCACCAGUUGACUAUAAAUUAAUUCGAGAUUCCUUGGUCCGAUCUGUUCGCAAGCGAUUGAUGGCGGAGGUGCCUUACGGCGUUUUACUGUCUGGAGGACUAGAUUCCAGUUUAGUCGCCUCGAUUGCUCAGCGAGAGACUUUGCGCAUGGCAGCGGUACCAAGUGGUGCAGUAACAAACGAGGAAUCUGGCGCAGCUUUGGUAGGAAUUGACGACGCUAACGAACUUUCUACCGUGACUUCGUUCUCCCAGUUGCAUUCUUUUUCCAUUGGUCUUCCAGGGGCCCCUGACACCAAGGCUGCUAUAGAAGUCGCUAAUUUCCUUGGAACUAAGCAUUAUGCUUUUACGUUCACCGUCGAAGAUGGGCUCAACGCUCUUUCAGAUGUGAUCUAUCAUCUGGAGACGUAUGACGUAACCACAAUCCGCGCUUCCACGCCAAUGUAUCUGCUGAGCAGAAAGAUCAAAGCAAUUGGUGUAAAGAUGGUUCUCAGUGGUGAGGGUAGUGACGAAAUCUUCGGUGGCUACCUGUAUUUCCAUGCUGCUCCAGACAAGAAAGCAUUUCACGAGGAAACGGUCCGACGAGUUAAGAACCUGCAUUUCGCAGACUGUUUGAGGGCCAACAAGUCUACUUCCGCAUGGGGCCUUGAGGCUCGUGUGCCUUUCCUGGAUAAAGACUUUUUGGAGGUCUCUAUGGCGGUUGAUCCGCAGGAAAAGAUGAUCACAAAGGACAGAAUUGAGAAAUACAUCUUGAGAAAAGCGUUUGACACAUCUGAUGAGCCAGACACGAAGCCUUUCCUUCCUGAUCACAUCUUAUGGCGCCAAAAGGAGCAAUUUAGCGACGGUGUCGGCUAUUCCUGGAUUGAUGCCCUGAAGGAUAACGCUGAGCUCCAUGUGACGGAUGAGAUGAUGAAGAACCCGAAGCCAGAAUGGGGAAGCGAUAUCCCAGACACCAAGGAAGCGUAUGUCUUGCUUCAAAUCCCAUUUGAGGUAUUGUUAAUCAAUGUGUUCUCUAGGUACUGGUAUCGGAUGAUGUUCGACGAGCAUUUUCCACCCUCUUGCGCAUCGACUGUAGUACGAUGGACGCCAACAUGGUCAAAACAGACUGACCCUAGUGGACGGUAG